UGUGCUGGUACAGUGCCCCGGGUUGGCACGUCCGUCACAGCUGCCUGGCCCCCGUCCGCCAGGACUCCCAGCCCAAGGAACUGGAACGGCCUCGGGGGGAAGGGCAGUACGAUUGAAGAUCUGAAGAAGAUAAACCAUGAGCUAAGGCAACGUGUCAUACAACUUCUUGAUAAGAAGCAGGUGGUGGAAAGUCAAGUGGAUAGGUUCACCUGUAAAAAAGAUCAUCUGUGUAAAGAACUGGCUGUAAAUGGCAAACUGUCUGAGCAGCUGGAGAAAGAAUUGCUAUUCAAUACUGCUGAUAAGGAGCUUGAGGAAGCAAAGAUUCAAAUUCGACACCAGCAGAACAAGAUAAACAAGCUGGAACGUACGGUGAAAACACUAAAAUCUAUUAUUUUACAAACAGAAGCUGAAAUAAAGCAAGGGAGGUCACCUUCAAGGCUUGAUACCUUUAUUAAGACAUUGGAAGAGGACAAAGAUUACUAUAAAUGUGAGACUGGGAAUUUGUUGAAGGUAUUUCGAAACGCGUUUUCAAGUCCUAAGCAAACCUCUACUUGUGGCAGCAUGUCAAAAAAAUUUUCAUCCAUCCAGGGAGUGAGUUCUGAUCCAGAAGUUUUGAAAAUACUGAGAGAACGUGAAGAACUUAAGUCAGUGCUGAAAAAAUAUCAGCGCCAUGUGGCAGAAAUUCAGGGUAACUUCAAGGUUUUAACAGCUGAGAGAGACAAAAUUGUCAAUCUUUAUGAACAGGCACAGGAAGAGAUUUCCCGACUUCGUCAGGAAGUUAUCAAAUGCUCCAGGACUCCUAAAAGUACUGUGACAGCUCAAGCUGUGUUAAGACAUGUGGAGAUAGAAAGGGAUACAGCACUGUCAGAUUUCCAAAGGAUGACUACAGAACGUGAUAGCCUCAGGGAGCAGUUAAAGAUUUCCCAAGAGACUGCAUUUAAUGAAAAGGCUCAUUUGGAACAGAGAAUUGAAGAGCUAGAAAUGACUAUUCAAAAUUUAGGUAGUGAACGGUUAGAACAGAUGUCCGAAGUGGCGCUAAUGAAAGACACCAUUGAUUCUCUGGAAACUGAGAUGAAAAGAUUGGCAAGAGCAGCACUGGACUCUGAAACUGAGCUGAGCCGACAGGAAUCUGAAUAUGUUUCACUUAGUUUAUUGAAUGAAAAGACAGAACAGAGUCUUUCAGAGACUCAGCGAAGCCUUGUUAAGAAAAAAUAUGAAAUGCAACUUGCCCAAGAUAAAAUUAUGCUUUUGGAUGAAAAAAUUGAUAACUUUUCAAGACAAAGUCUUGUACAACAACAGGAGAUCUGUGCUUUGAGAGAAACAAUUGCACAACUUGAUAAAGAGAAGGCAUCUUUGCAAGACUGUGUGGAAGAAGGAAGAGAGAAGAUUGCUACUUUUGAGGAAAGCCUGGCAAUUAAAGAGAAAAUAAUUUCGGAUUUCAAGAUUCUGAUUUCUGAGUUGGAGUGUUCCACAAAAAAAUCUACUGAAGCACUCUGUACCUGUGAGAAAGAUAUCACCAGUUUGCAUCAACAGCUACAAGAGACCAACAAAGAACUUGUACAGACUAACAAGAACAGAGAAUCAUUAGCUCAGGAGAAUGACAGGUUACAAGAGCAUCUUUCUAAUAUUAAGCAAGAAAAUCAGGCACUAUAUAAAAAACUGGCAAAGUACCAAACUGAGCUUGAUGAUAUGAAGUUGAAAGCCCAGGAUUCAAGUACAGAUAUUGUCAGGCUGAAGGGUGUACUGAAGUCUAAAGAGACAGAGAACUGCGAGCUUUUGGAGAAUUACCACAAAGCCCGUGAACAAGGAGAAAGUUGGGAAGCAAAAUAUCAUCAAGCAGAAGCAGAUUGUAGCUCUGUUAGGCUGACACUGAUCAGUGCGGAGUCUGAGAACCACAGGUUGAAAGAGAAAAUGGAGUCCCUUGAAACAGAGAUGGAGCAACUGCAGAGCAAGUGUGAGUCAUCCCAUUCUGAAAUAGAGCUGCUGAGAAAACAACUGGGAAGUGAAAGAGGAUCUAUGAAAAACCUGGAAUCUUUGCUUGUGUCCAGUCAUGAGAAAGAAUUUCAGUCACAGAUAGCAAAGCAAGAAAAAGACUCUGAAAUUCAGUUUCUCAAGGAACAGCUUUCUUUAGCAGAAAAUAAACUUGCUGUGCAGAGUCAAGAUUUUACUCAGCUCAGAAAUAGAGCAGCUCGGCUAGAGUCAGAACUGGCUAUCACCAAAAGACAGCUGGGGACUGAGCGCUUUGAAAGGGAAUGUGCUGUACAGGAGCUUCAACGCCAGAAUCGUACAAUCUCGUAUCAGUUAAGUUCUACGUUAAGAACAUCAUCACCUGAACAUUCCCAUCAUCGACCUCCUGAUUGGUCUCUGGACUGGUCCCUGGAAGGAUUCAUCCUUCUUGCUAUCUUCAUAAAAGAAUUUUGAAAAAGGUCUCCAGUUUAUUUUGCAAGCAAAGGCACAUUGGUCAUGGUAAUGGUUUAAAUGUACAUCUUGCAUGUAUGUUCCUGCGUUGGAAUUUGGUUUGUGAUAACCUGACUACUAAACAUUAACAUUUGUAUCUGAGUAAUGAUUAAAGACAGCAUAACCCAUAUGAAUGCUCCUAACUGCCUUUUAAAACCUGUUGAUAUGAGCUGUAGGUAUGAUUCUGUGUUGCUUUUUAGGAACAAGUAGUUCCUGUAUUUUGAUGAAUAAUGUAAAAAAAAAAAAAAAAAAAAAAAAAAAAGUAAAAUAUACCUGUAACAUAACUUCUAGGAUUAUCUUCCGUAAGAGCAACACUAUUUUUCACUAAAGGUGACUUGAAUUUAAUUUUUAGGUCCUGAUUCUUCAUUCUCUAUUUGGCGGACAGCCACAGAAGUAAUUUCAGCAAUCACCAGUGUUAAUGGGACUAUUUGCAAGUAAUAAAGACUGUAAGAUCAGACAUAAUGAUAUUAACCAUUUCCACAUUAUGCAGUUAUUAAAAGGCAUAUGGUACACUUUUCCCAGAUGAGAGAAGAUGAUCAUCUCAUCAUCCCAGAAGAUGAGAAAGUGAUUUGUUGUUUUGCAAUCAUAUUGCUGUAUUGAUUUUUUUUAGAAGAUGAUCACAAAAAAGUUUAAGAAAUGUGAUCUUAGUCUGCAAAACUAAUACCCUAUAAUUUAGAAGAUGAGAAGGAGAGAUUAGAUAAACAUAAAAUAGAUAAAACUGAUCAUACUGUGCAGAGGCCCAUGUCCUCAGACGUAAUUCCUUAGUUGCAGUAAUGAUAGUUUUUCCACAUAAGAUCAUAAAGAAGUCAGUAACGAGGUGCUCCCCUACAAAGUAAAAGUGCAAGAUCCUUAAGCAAUUUGGACUUUAAAAUUCUUAAGUAGAGAGGAUUAAGGGAAUAUGAGAUUAUAAAUAUCAAGCUGUAAUAAACUUGCUUUUUGUAGAGUACACUGAUAAAGUAAUAGCCUUUAUUAUUAGGGUUAGCCUUCAUUUAGAAAACGUUACGAAAAUGAGAACCUUGUUUUUCUACAGGCAAAUUACAAAGGCAUCAUCAGGUCAUGGAUGAGGCCCAAGCAACUUUUGUCAAUGGUGAUGGGACAAAGUCUUCAAGUGACUUCUGACAGCAAUUAAUUGCUAUGUACUUACUGAUGGUUAAAAAAAAAAAUCAUUCAAGUGAGUAUAUUCAGAGAGCAAUAUCACUGUAGUGGCAACCCCCCAACUGAAAGAAAGAAAAAAUGAAAGAAUUAAUUGAAUUUGCUGAAGUUUGCAAAUAAAACCUUUUAGUUUAACAAAAAAGCUGCUUGUUGGCAAUGUCUGUAGUAAUAGCCCAAGAGGACUUGGAACAGUGUUUGCUGGUUGGGAAUUGUAUGUACUGCUCCAACAGUAUAUUCUAAAAACCUUCAGACCAUUGCUGAAUAUGAAACUUUGCUUCAUCCUUAAGUAAAGAUAGAUAAUGAGCUCAAACAGAAUAUUUACAGUUCUUUACUUUUGGUUGCAAACUCUCUAAUCUGUAACACACCUUAAUUUUUUCAAAAACUGGGAAGUACUAUUGAAUAUACCCAAACUGAAAUGUGUUACGCAUUUUGUGAUAGUAUGUAUUUCCCCAUAAUGUGGGUUACUCAUGAUAGGGCGAUUUUUCUUGUUGUUGCUUUAUUACAGUAUUUUGGUUGGAAAGAAACAUACACCAAAAAUCUAUUUAUUAUUUGUUUGCAUUUGUGACACUUAUUUGCAACUGUGAACAAUGCUAUACUUGAUUUUUAUACAUUUUUUAAUUGCAUUUACCACAAUAUUUUUACAUGAAAAUACAGUUUGUGGUUUUAUAUGAAAUAAGAGCAUGUUAAACUUGUUCUCAGCUACUCUGUAGUGAGCUAAAAUUAUCUGGUUUGCAUAACAAAGAAUCCUAUAGUAUUUUAAAAAGUAUUCAUGCUUUUCUGCAGCAGUAUCUUUCUAUUUUCUAGCCACUGGUUAUGGAGUUCUUUCCAACCGAGUUUGCUUACCCAUGGCAAUGGAGACUGUCACCAUUAAUCAGUAGAAGGUAUUUUACUUGAGCAUAACUGGUUUGUAAAAGAAAGAAUUCAGUGCCUCUGGUAUCCUCCCUCCUUAGUCUCUUUUUCUUCAUACUAGAAGAAAGAGGAGCUACUAUGUAUACAGAACAGUGUCUCCAUUGCUGGUACAGUCCCACCAAGGAUGAAGAAUUCAUUGUGUGUUGCUGGGUUGAAGUAUUUCACUGCUUUUUGUACACUCUAUGCAAGCAACCUUUCAGCAGCCUUUGGAACCAUGUAUCUAUGUGAUUUAUCCUGCUGUUUCCACUCAAAGAAAACCAGAUUUAUUUUUUUUCCUUUCAGUCACUAAUAAAGCUUGAACUUUAGCGACAUGUAAUCAGAAUUGAGAUUGUGCUGUCUGUGUUAAAGCAAGUGGUUUUAGUCUUUGACCAGGAAAAAUGCUCAUGGUAUGGGGUACUUUUUAGUAGUACUAUGGCUGAGUUUUUUAUUUAAUCUCCCUCCUUUCUUCUGAGAACAGCUAUUUCCAUCAGUGUCAGCAUAGGCUGUGAAGUAGUAGAGUGCCACAUGGCUAUCAGCAUCAGAUAUACUUUAGCAGCUCUGUUACUCGCUUGCUUUUGUAUAUUUAUUUAAUCUGAUUUUGAUAUUAGCAGAUCUUAAAUGAUACAAUAGAAUGCAUAUGAAGUUGGUAUAUAUGGAAUAUUUAACUAAUUCAUUUGCAUUAGCUCUUCCUUCCACAUCUUAGUCAUUUCAGUAUGAAUAGCCUUGCAACAAGAAAUACAAGUUGUUUUACUGAUACAAACUGGAGUGUCUGUAAAGAAGUGUGAUCUUUUAAUAAAAGCAGCAAGAGUUUUUUUUAAUGUAUCUUGCACUCUUAAUGAUCUUUCCUCUGAUCCACGGAACCUUCAUAUUAAUUUCCAGCAGAGGGAGUAUGUGAAAUGAAGAUGAAUGAAUCAUACAUGGCUUUGUGGUAUUAAUGUACAGAGUUACCUGAACACGCGGAAAGAUAUUUCACAGUUAGUUUUACAUUUUGGACACUUUCCACCCAGAAGAAAAGCAGCUUGAUAAGAUGGAUAAAAUUUUCAUGUGACUUGACUCGGAUUGACAAUGUCAAAACCUAUAUCCUUAUUUCAUGACAAGGAUCAGAUUUUUUAUUAAUAAACUUUGAAAAAACAAA
Aquila chrysaetos chrysaetos is the source of this 5632-nucleotide messenger RNA. It is a transcript of the gene TSGA10, whose product is annotated as testis specific 10. The transcript has 18 exons. The record is from RefSeq and is a predicted model, not a curated record. The coding region runs from base 562 to 2421 and encodes 619 amino acids. NCBI's taxonomy places the organism in Eukaryota, Metazoa, Chordata, Aves, Accipitriformes, Accipitridae.